AUGGGCCUCAAGCUCAAUAUCCUCUCAACACCUAGAGGGUGGAUCACAGAGAAAGGCAGCUACGAGAUCAAAUAUGCCACCCAACUGAGAAAUUGUGAAGACUUGAUUGUGGAUGAGAAAGCAGGGUACGUGGUGUUGGGCUGCGACGAAGGCAGAGAUGUCUGGAACACCGUCAUGGGAGUCUUCGGCAAAACGACACCUCAGAACGGUCAACUCUACCUCUAUGACUACUCUCGAUCUCAGCCUAGUCUAGAGAGUAUCCGUCUGCUCAACACUCCUCCAGGCUAUUCCUUCCAUCCUCUGGGACUGUCUCUCCACUUACCGAGCGACACUCUUCUUGCAGUCAACCACGGCACCUCUGGCAGCACAGUAGACCAAUUCCACUUUUCGCGCCUCGGAAACUCUGCAACGUUCAUCAAAAGCAUUUCGUCGCCAUAUCUGAGAGCUCCCAAUGCUGUGGUCCAGAUCUCGAAGACAGAAGCUUUGGUUACCAACGAUCACUUUUUCACGCCUAAAAUCUCCCNNCCCUGGCUGAACAAGAUCGAGAAUUAUCUUGGACUUCCUCUGGGUGGUGUCACAUACGUGGACGUUAAGACUGGACAAGCGCAGCAAAUUGCAAGGAUGCCGUAUGCCAACGGAUUGGCGGUCUUGAACAACACAGCUCUUGCCGUGGCUUCCAGCUCUUCGGCCAAAGUCUUCCUCUACGAGAUGGAUAAGGCAACUACACCGCCGACACUCGUUUACAAGGAGGCGAUCACCACUCCGUUCUGGCCAGACAAUCUGCACGUAUUCAACGGCAAGCUUUUGAUUGCUGGGCAUGCACAACUCUCCGGCUUGGCCAAGUUCGCAAAGUCGAGACAACACUGUGGUGCUGAUACGACCUCUGCGGGUUGUGAUACAGUAGCACCUAGCUACAUAGUUCAGUGGACCAGAGAGAAAGGUCUUGAGGAUGUUUACGUGGGUACAGAGAUCUAUUCUUCCAGCGGUGUUGCCAUGGAUGAGAAGAGAGGUGUCGGAGUUAUCUCCGGACUGUACGGCAAGGGUCUGCUGAUCUGGAACAAGGAGAAGAAGUAG
This is a messenger RNA of Aureobasidium musti, 1074 nucleotides long. The record is from the annotation of a GenBank genome assembly. NCBI's taxonomy places the organism in Eukaryota, Fungi, Ascomycota, Dothideomycetes, Dothideales, Saccotheciaceae.